AUGAGCGAGGUGGUAAAAAAGGAGGUUGAGAAGCUAAAGGCAGCAGGAAUGAUAUAUCCAAUCUCUGACAGCCCAUGGGUAAGCCCUGUACACGUCGUACCUAAGAAAGGUGGAAUUACAGUAAUGAAGAACGAAAAGAAUGAACUAAUUCCUACCAGAAAUGUCACUGGAUGGCGAAUGUGUAUUGACUACAGAAGGUUGAUUCAAGCCACCAGAAAGGAUCACUUCCCAUUACCCUUUAUAGACCAGAUGUUGGAAAGAUUAGC
Trifolium medium is the source of this 266-nucleotide messenger RNA. The record is from the annotation of a GenBank genome assembly. NCBI's taxonomy places the organism in Eukaryota, Viridiplantae, Streptophyta, Magnoliopsida, Fabales, Fabaceae.